Messenger RNA from Diospyros lotus (date-plum), 870 nucleotides. RefSeq lists its product as uncharacterized. Gene Ontology annotation, molecular function: zinc ion binding; nucleic acid binding; DNA-directed RNA polymerase activity. Gene Ontology annotation, cellular component: RNA polymerase I complex. Bases 178 to 543 code for a protein of 121 amino acids. Gene Ontology annotation, biological process: DNA-templated transcription; termination of RNA polymerase I transcription. Lineage: Eukaryota; Viridiplantae; Streptophyta; Magnoliopsida; Ericales; Ebenaceae. The record is from RefSeq and is a predicted model, not a curated record. The transcript has 6 exons.
CUCGCGAUGGCCAUGGGGAUUCUUGUGGUCUUCCAUGGCUGUUAUGAUCGGCGAGUCGUCGGCCUUGGUUUUCCGAUGACCGACGACAUGAUGGUGUCGAUGCGAGUCGCUGAUCGGCGGCGGUAUGGCUGAGAGGAAGAAGACGAUGGGUGGAGAAGAGUGGACUGGACCGCGAACAUGGCGCAUAGCCGUCAACGUGAUUUCAUGUUUUGUGAGCUUUGUGGAACGAUGCUCUCUUUCAAAUCGCGCAAGUAUGCGCGGUGCCCUCUCUGCAAAUCCAAGCGAAGCAUGAAAGAUUUUGCUGGAAAGGAAAUAACUUAUACCUUCACUGCCGAGGACAUUAGAAGGGAGCUGGGCAUAGUAUCACUAGAUGAAACUAAUGAAGAACAGCAGAAAAAACAAAUGGAUCACAGCGUUAAAUGUAAGCAGUGCCACCACCUGGGGCUUUAUUUCAUUACUAGACAGAUUCGAUCUGCCGAUGAAGGACAAACUCUUUUCUAUGAUUGCCCGAAUUGUGGAUAUAGUUACAAUGAGAACUCAUGAAAUCAAGAAUGGGUGGUGUGGUGAUAUAUGCAGUGCAUACAAUGCCACGCGGGAAACACAUGCACUGGGGUAUGAAGAUUGGAUCCAGCAGAACUUAGCCAAGGUCGUUAGUUGUUCAGUCAAAGUUUGUUUUCUUUUUUUAAUUGAAUAAUCCCAAUUAUGCUGAUCUUCAGCAGAGACUGGGUCAAGUUGUUUCCUUCUUUUUAGCUUUGCUGUUAUCUUUUUUUUUUUUUGGCUAUAAAUAUAGCUUGAAGUGAAAUAAUGAAGUAUUGAGAAUCAAUUCCCACAUAUUCUACUAUUUUCUUCCUCAACUCUACUUCUUUUGCU